Messenger RNA from Oncorhynchus nerka (sockeye salmon), 378 nucleotides. RefSeq names its product large ribosomal subunit protein bL36m-like. The record is from RefSeq and is a predicted model, not a curated record. Bases 1 to 378 code for a protein of 125 amino acids. The transcript has a single exon. Lineage: Eukaryota; Metazoa; Chordata; Actinopteri; Salmoniformes; Salmonidae. Gene Ontology annotation, biological process: translation. Gene Ontology annotation, molecular function: structural constituent of ribosome. Gene Ontology annotation, cellular component: ribosome; mitochondrial large ribosomal subunit.
AUGGCACCACUCCUGUUAUACCGCAUCGUCAGCUCCCUAACCUGCCAUCUAACCCAGAUAACCCUCAGCCGGAUCUACCCUAGCACUGCCACCACCAUCUCCCGCUGCCUCUCCUCCCUUACAUCCUACCCAGCCAGAGGGUUCCUGACCCCGGGUAGACCCAUCCAGCCCCCGGUCUCUUCUCCUCGAUCUUCUCCCCAGGAUGGUGGCUCCCUCCUAGGCCAGUGUCAGCACCUGGCCUGCCUCCAGCCCGCUUCAGGGAUGAAAACCAAGAGCGCUCUGAAACGGCGCUGUAAAGAUUGCUUCUUUGUGGUACGGCGGGGUCGUCUAUUUGUGUUCUGUAAGGCUCACCCCAGACACAAGCAGCGACAGGGGUGA